Thermothelomyces thermophilus ATCC 42464 is the source of this 1854-nucleotide messenger RNA. RefSeq lists its product as uncharacterized. Bases 412 to 1665 code for a protein of 417 amino acids. The record is from RefSeq and is a predicted model, not a curated record. NCBI's taxonomy places the organism in Eukaryota, Fungi, Ascomycota, Sordariomycetes, Sordariales, Chaetomiaceae. The transcript has a single exon.
CCCCCUCUUUCUCCCCUCUAGGAUCAACCUACGCACACACACACACACACACACACACAUCUGUCAACCCCCGAACCCUUUUCUCGUCAUCCCAGCCCAUCCGGAGCCGCGUUGCCGUAGUGUUAUAUCUCGGUCGUGCUGUAGGUGCGCUUCGCCCCGUAAAGGAACUGCUAGUACUGCGGCCCGAGACAGCAACGCCGCCCCGCGUCUACUCCUCACGCCACUAUCCGGAAACCUGGCAGGCGCCGGUUUCUAAGGAGAGACGAUGCAAAAAAGUUGAGCUCGAAGCAUCGUUCCGAAGAGCCGCUAGCCUACGGUGUACCUUGGGCCAAGGCCGGGCCGGGAUUUUCUUUUCUUUUUUCCUUUUUACUGGACAUUCUCUGUGAAGGGCAGACGGCCAUGCAAUACAGAAUGAACUACACCAGGGGGGCGGCCCCAGGAGGCCACGGACUGGGCGCGAAAUCGUACAAGGCGCCAACCAGUGUCCCGGAGGGACAUUUCGAUCCCGACGAGCUCACUCGCCGUCUAUACCUCGUGUUGGCGGAGCAGAAAGCACAGGCGGAACGGAGGCGGAAGGCUCGCAGCGAUGCAGCAACUAGGAGAGACGGCCGGGAGCAUGCUUCCGGCGCGAGGCACCGGGAAGCACGGCAGAAGCAUGCCGAACCGUCCGCGGACACCGUCGCGGAGCCGAGGAGGACGGAGUUGGCUGAGGACCAGCCGCUGGCGGGCGCCGUCCGGGCUUCGGACGUACAGCCCGGGGCAUACCAUCACGUCCCGAAAGAAGCGGCCAGGCAAUUCACUAGGACGACUACGGUGGGGAGCAUGCGGGACGGCAACCUCGUCAACAGACUCUCCAAGCACGCUCUCAAAUUCCGCCUGGAGGGGGGCCCUCCUCUAGCGACGCGCCCGGGCGCCGCCGGGAACAGCGCCCACGAGCCGGCCCCCACGCCCCCGCCCCAGCAAACCGACACGCAGCGGGAGGGGCUCCUCCUCGAGCGCGACAGCCAGUCCCCGCGCGGGCCCGCCCCGGGAGGGGCCCCCGCGCGGCCCGACCGCGUAUGGGGUCAGCCGACGCGCAGGCAACCUCCCGCCGCCGCCGCCGCCGCGGCCCGGCGGCGCAACAGCACGGGCAACGCCGCCGAUCCGUCGGCAUCCUCGUCGGCCGCAGACGAGCGCGCGGGGGCCCGGCGCUCCCUGCUCGCCGCGGCGGCCGCCCCGGACACCCUCGUCAUGGACACGCUCCUGGAAGACGUGCCGCCGCCGUUUCCGCCGGCCGAGUACGGGCGCGUCGACUGGACGCAGAGCGACGAGCCGCCGGCGCCACCGCCGGCGCCGCUGUCGCCCACGCACGUCAUUCCGGCGGACGGCGGCGGCGACGACAAUGCUAAUCGUAAUAUUCAUCACGCUAUUGCUACCGCCCGGAGCGGGCCCAGGUUGUUGCUGCUCUCGCCGCUGCUGCGCAAGGCCGAUUCGCUCUGGACGCUGAAGGGCCGGCGCCGGGAGAGCAAGGACUCGUCGGGAAGCGGUGGGACGGGCGGCGGCGGCGGCGGCGGCGGCGAUGGCAGACUAGAGGAUACCAGGGAGGCGGGGCAAUCGCCUACUACGCCGACGACGCCUACCGCGGGCAAGGGCGGUAAGGGAUUCUUUGGGAGGUUCAAGCGUUAGCCUCUGGAGGGUAGGAUGGGUUAUUUUUGCCGACGGGCGGGUUACGGUGGAUUAUAAGAGACGACGGAGAUGGACUUACCUGCGUGGUGCCGCCAACGAAUGUAGAUGUGUAGUAAUGCUAAUUAAACUGACGAUUACGCGUCCUGCUAUGGAGCGCGGAGCUUCGUGAGAAGGUCAUCCACAUGGGAC